AAUGGGCUGUACACUGAGCGCCGAGGACAAGGCGGCGGUGGAGAGGAGUAAGAUGAUCGACCGGAACCUGCGCGAGGAUGGAGAGAAGGCGGCUCGCGAGGUCAAGCUGCUACUGCUGGGUGCCGGUGAAUCUGGGAAAAGUACAAUUGUAAAGCAAAUGAAAAUUAUCCAUGAGGCUGGUUAUUCGGAAGAGGAAUGCAAGCAGUAUAAAGCAGUAGUCUACAGCAAUACCAUCCAGUCAAUUAUUGCUAUCAUUAGGGCCAUGGGGAGGUUGAAGAUAGACUUCGGUGACUCAGCCCGGGCGGAUGAUGCACGCCAACUCUUCGUGCUUGCUGGUGCAGCUGAAGAAGGUUUUAUGACUGCAGAACUUGCUGGAGUCAUAAAGAGAUUGUGGAAAGAUAGUGGUGUACAAGCUUGUUUCAACAGAUCCCGAGAAUACCAGCUUAAUGAUUCUGCAGCAUACUAUCUGAAUGACUUGGACAGAAUAGCACAACCAAAUUAUAUCCCAACUCAACAAGAUGUUCUCCGAACUAGAGUGAAAACAACAGGGAUUGUUGAAACUCACUUUACUUUCAAGGAUCUUCAUUUUAAAAUGUUUGAUGUGGGAGGACAGAGAUCUGAACGGAAGAAGUGGAUCCAUUGCUUUGAAGGAGUGACUGCAAUUAUCUUCUGUGUAGCACUUAGUGACUAUGACCUGGUUCUAGCUGAAGACGAAGAAAUGAAUCGAAUGCAUGAAAGCAUGAAGUUAUUUGACAGCAUAUGUAACAACAAAUGGUUUACAGAUACAUCUAUUAUACUUUUUCUAAACAAGAAGGACCUCUUUGAAGAAAAAAUCAAGAAGAGCCCUCUUACUAUAUGCUAUCCAGAAUAUGGAGGAUCAAACACAUAUGAAGAGGCAGCUGCAUAUAUUCAGUGUCAGUUUGAAGACCUCAAUAAAAGAAAGGACACAAAAGAAAUAUACACCCACUUCACAUGUGCUACAGACACCAAGAAUGUGCAGUUUGUUUUUGAUGCUGUAACAGAUGUCAUCAUAAAAAAUAAUCUAAAAGAUUGUGGCCUCUUCUGAGUUUUGCAGUCAAUGGUAAAAUGCAUUUUUCAAACCAAAUGAGUACCUAUAUGUGGAUCUCUCUAGACUAGAGUCUUGCAGCAACACAGAAUGUAGUAUACAGCAAAUGCCGCUGGGACCUGACCAAAGUUGUUCUUUUUUAAAAAUAAAACAAAAAAAAAAAUCCCUUAAACUAACAGAAGGACCUUUCUUACACGUGAAAGGCUCCUGCUGAGUGCAACUGAAGGACAGUGUUAAAGCGGGGCUCUAGUGUAUUGAUGAUUUCUGCUAAGUGUAAAUAUGCAAAUGUAUGUACAUGUAUUUAUUAGUUUUUCACAUUACCUUUAGAUUUUAAGAACGGCAUCUUAAGAUUUUAGCGUGAGUGGCUUGGGAAAUAACAGAAAUACCGAGUACCUUGUGCCGAAUGACAGACUGUUGCCAUGUUUGCCAGUUUUAAAAAGCUUUAUUUAUGUUCAUGUCCUAUAAAUUUUUAAGUACAGUAACUAAUACUAGGAAACAUUGCAGACCUUAUCUUGAUAAUAUGUAUACUUGUAAUCAUAAAAAAAUGUUAUUUGUA
Molecule: messenger RNA, 1622 nt
Organism: Elephantulus edwardii (Cape elephant shrew)
Lineage: Eukaryota; Metazoa; Chordata; Mammalia; Macroscelidea; Macroscelididae
Product: guanine nucleotide-binding protein G(i) subunit alpha-1-like
Exons: 8
Coding region: 2-1066 (354 amino acids)
Biological process (GO): adenylate cyclase-modulating G protein-coupled receptor signaling pathway
Cellular component (GO): heterotrimeric G-protein complex
Molecular function (GO): G-protein beta/gamma-subunit complex binding; GTP binding; GTPase activity
Source: RefSeq, a predicted model, not a curated record